Messenger RNA from Anolis sagrei ordinatus, 2888 nucleotides. RefSeq names its product ETS variant transcription factor 6 (gene ETV6). Gene Ontology annotation, molecular function: DNA-binding transcription factor activity, RNA polymerase II-specific; sequence-specific DNA binding. Lineage: Eukaryota; Metazoa; Chordata; Lepidosauria; Squamata; Anolidae. The record is from RefSeq and is a predicted model, not a curated record. Gene Ontology annotation, biological process: regulation of transcription by RNA polymerase II; cell differentiation. Gene Ontology annotation, cellular component: nucleus.
GCUUUCUCUCUGCCGGGAAAGAGGCGCCCUUGUCGCUCCUUCCCUCCAUCCAGGGGCCCGGGAAGGCGGGCAGGAGGAGGAAGAGGGGGCCCCCCUCCACCCCCCAAAGGGGCCAUGCCCGCCUCGGCUCCGGAGGCCACCGGGAGGAAGGCGCCCCCGCAGGAAAAGCAAGCGCGGGCCCGAGGAAGUGGGGCAUAGCUGGCCCGCCCGCGGUGGGCAGGGCAAGGCGGGGAGGCUUCCUUCCGGGAGGAAGAGGAACAGGAAGAGGAAGCCAGCCAGCGCGGGGGAAAAAGAGAGAGAAAGCCAGCCGAGAACUUCUUUCUUUCUUCCUUCCUCCUGCCUGUGCUUCCUCCUCCUCGGCGGAGACAUGUCGGAGGGCCCUCCUGUCCAGUUCUGUAUCAAGCAGGAAAGAAUUUCAUAUACCCCUCCAGUGAGUCCAGAAGCAAGUUACACUUCAUCGUCCCCACUACAUGUCCCUGUGUCUCGAGGAGCCAGAAUGGAGGAAGAUGCCAUCAGACUCCCGGCUCAUCUGCGAUUACAGCCCAUUUACUGGAGCAGGGAUGACGUGGUCCAUUGGUUGAAGUGGGCUGAAAAAGAGUUUUCAUUGAGACCCAUUGACAGCAAUACUUUUGAGAUGAAUGGUAAAGCGCUUUUGCUUCUCACCAAAGAGGAUUUUCGAUAUCGGUCUCCACAUUCAGGUGACGUGUUGUAUGAGCUUCUUCAGCAUAUCUUGAAGCAAAGGAAUUCUCAUGUCCUCUUUUCGCCUUUUUUCCACCCUGGGAGCUCCAUCCAUUCUCAGCAGGAUAUCAUGUUACAUCAAAACCAUGAUGAAGACAGCUUUAUCCAGAGACAUUCAAGACAAUCGAUGGAUGCAGUCCACCACAAUCCACCUACCAUUGAACUCUUGCAUCGUUCUAGAUCACCAAUCAGUGCCAACCACAGGGUUUCACCAGAGAUUGAGCAGCGGUCAUUGAAAUCACCACUGGAGAACACUAUUCGUCGUCUCUCACCAGCUGAUAGGCUCUCAGGGACAAGACACAACCAAGAGAACAAUCACCAAGAGUCAUACCCUCUCUCGGUGUCUCCUAUUGAGAAUAACCACUGCCCUACCCCUUCUGAAGUGCUUCCAAAGCCUUCCAGUCCGCGCCAAGAAAACACCAGGGUGAUUCAAUUGAUGCCCAGUCCAAUCAUGCACCCUUUGAUACUGAACAGCAGGCAUGAUUUCAAAGCCUCAAGAUUAUCCGAAGAUGGACUGCACAGAGAGGUGAAGCCCAUCAACCUGUCGCACCGUGAAGAAUUAGCGUACAUGAACCACAUCAUGGUGUCUGUCUCCCCUCCAGAAGAACAUGCAAUGCCAAUUGGGAGGAUAGCAGACUGCAGACUCCUUUGGGAUUAUGUCUAUCAGCUGCUGUCAGAUCCCCGGUACGAAAACUUCAUCCGAUGGGAGGACAGGGAAUCCAAAAUAUUUCGAAUAGUGGAUCCCAACGGGCUGGCCCGGCUGUGGGGAAACCAUAAGAAUAGAACAAAUAUGACAUAUGAGAAGAUGUCUAGAGCCCUGCGCCACUACUACAAACUAAAUAUUAUCAGAAAAGAGCCAGGACAAAGGCUUUUGUUCAGGUUCAUGAAGACCCCAGAUGAGAUUAUGAGCGGCCGCACUGACCGUCUGGAACAUCUUGAAUCUCAGGAACUGGAUGAGCAAAUCUACCAGGAGGAUGAGUGCUGAAGAACAGUCCUGUGCUUCACUUUGGUCUGGGGAAGAGCAGAUGGUGUGAAGACACAUUCUGGUGGAAAAUGACACCACAGGAUUAAGCAUUUACCGUGGACACGAUGCCAAACCCCAGAGCACCUCAGAACAAAACCGUGGGCUAAGGUGGUGUUGGCAGUAGGAUUUGGAAGAGAAAGACGGAGAGAGAGAGAAAGAGGGAGAGAGACAGGAACACCGCUCUACUAUAUUGUUCAUUUGUAAAUUCUUCCUGUUCUUGGAGUGUUCUUUGUUUUUGUUUUUUUGUUUGGCUAGUUUGGAAUUUCCCCCCUUUAAUAUCAUGCCAUUUGGCCUUUUUAAAAUGACUGUUAUAAAGCAAAAUACUUGGGUUUUGUUAAUCCUGAAGGCUUUCCUAUGGAAAUGUAGCACAACUGUUUCUUGCAGAGCAUCACAAUAUGAUCCUGGCAUAGGAGCAAACCGUGAGAAAUGUCACAGAGGUGGUGAAAUCACAAAAUGUCUCCAGUUGCCUAAAUUGCUUGUAAUCACUCUUAACUCACAAAGAGAAUCGGUUUUGGACCGCAAUAUGUUGUGAAGGUAAUAAAGAAAUGAAGAGGGCCCCUCCUGUUUGUAGACCUGAGACACUGAAUGGCAUAUCUUGAGCUGAUGUUGAGUCUUCAGAGAGGCAGCUUAUCCCCAGAGUACAAUGACUUCAUCCACGCACGCUAGAACCUCUAAUAAAAUGCAGAAGACCCCCACUUUUCCAGCUUGAGCACGAUUUAAAUACAUUUUUCCUUGACUAAAUUUGUCAAGCCAGCACCAGAAUAUUUUCAGUUGCAAGUGGGAAGUUUCUUUGUGCUUGUGUGCACUCAUGCACAAUACUCAACUAUCACUAGAAGCUGGAUAUUGAUUUUAAAAAUAAAAAGAAGGGUUUGUGGCCUUCAAAAUAGCAAUUUAGCUUUUCAUUGACUAGCCCGUGCUUGCCUGAGAGGCUGUCGAUGUGAGCAAAUGUGCUAGAAAAUCCACAUGCUGUAUUUCUUCAGUUGUAAGAUGCCAUCAUUUGUAAGAGGCACCUUAAUUUGUGUGUAUGUAUAUAAAUAUUUGUGUGUGUAUGUGUGUGUAUACAGGGUGAGGCAGCAUAACUUCUUUUUUUCAAAACUUAAUAAACUCAUUGUAUGAAUCAGGAAAA